Messenger RNA from Scleropages formosus (Asian bonytongue), 1211 nucleotides. It is a transcript of the gene abraa, whose product is annotated as actin binding Rho activating protein a. The record is from RefSeq and is a predicted model, not a curated record. Gene Ontology annotation, cellular component: sarcomere. Gene Ontology annotation, molecular function: actin binding. The transcript is spliced from 2 exons. Bases 31 to 1080 code for a protein of 349 amino acids. NCBI's taxonomy places the organism in Eukaryota, Metazoa, Chordata, Actinopteri, Osteoglossiformes, Osteoglossidae. Gene Ontology annotation, biological process: positive regulation of Rho protein signal transduction; positive regulation of transcription by RNA polymerase II.
UCUUCAUCACAGUUUUAAUUAAUAAGAGCAAUGGCUACCACAGUCCAGGAGAAUCGACCCCUCGCUAGAACUGUCCGCAAGAUCAGAUGUGCUGCCAUGGUUGGUGGCCUGGCUCAGAGCUGGCAAAGCUGGGCCAAUGAGCAUUCCAUGAAACAGGUAGCUGUCCCCACUGGUUGGGUCCCUGAUUCCAUCAUGCACGAUGAGCUGAAUAUACAGAAAGCAAGCUCUGAGGUACUGCUCCCUGCCACAGCUCUGGUCACCGAAACAGGAGGCGAUGGACGUUGCAAGAUCAAAACAAGCUCGGUGACCAAGAUGAUCACACCUAAACGGAACAAUUGUGGUAAUGACCUGGUGAGCUUAAUCAAACAGAAGAUAGACUCCAAGCAGAUGGCAUCUGAGGCCGAGAAGCCAUUCUUGCGGAAUGAGUCACCAACCAGAAGACGUCAUUGCAUCUCCAAGGCCAGCACUAUAGGGAAGGCAUGGAGUCAGAUGGACAAAGAGGAGCGCAAGAUGGGCUCCCGCAGCAGUAGUGUGGACACAGAAGACAGCGGCCUGGGUGAGGAGGUCGGACUCAGUGACAACAGUGACUACAAGGGCGAUCAUAAGGAUGUGCCAGAGAGGAAACACAAGAGCCGCCCAAAGAUUAAAGUGGCCACAAUGGCGGACCUGAAAAACAAAUGGCGGCAGUGGUCGGAGCAGCACAUCGAGGGCCAGAAGCUGAACCCCUUCAGCGAGGAGUUUGACUACGAGCACGCCAUGGCAUCCAGGCUGCAGAAGGGCGAUGAGGGCUACGGACGGCCCAAGGAGGGCUCUAAAACAGCAGAGCGUGCCCAGAGAGCCCAGAAGCAUAUCCGCAGGGAGAUGGAGGAGAUGUGCUACAUCAUCCGGGACAUGGGCGCCAAGGGCAAAGACGGCAAGAUCCGCAUCACCUUCGGCAGACUCUUCGACCGCUACGUCAACAUCUCCGACAAGGUGGUGGGCAUCCUCCUCCGCUGCCGCAAGCAUGGCAUGGUUGCCUUUGAGGGGGAGAUGCUGUGGCAGGGCCGUGAUGACCACGUCAUCAUCACGCUGCUGGAGUGACACUGGUGCGCACCUUCGUGGCCCACAGACCACACACAGGACCCUCUGGUCAGAACACACUGCCAGGCUGUUUAUGAUCCAGUCACUGUGUGUUUGUAGCCCCUAAUCUGGGGACUGAAAACCUUUUUAAA